UGAAAAGAACAAAAAGGUUUUUAAUUUUAUAUCAUAUAUUUUACGAUUAUAUCUCUGGGGAUAUUUGUAUCCAAGUGUGGACUCUGACGAGUUUUUUACCAUAUUUUGUAACUCCUUUUUAUACUCCUUGCAAGUAGUAGGCUCUUUUGCUAAAGUUUUUACUUAAUAUUUUUAUAUCACAUUUUCCAAUCAAAAUCUUAACUAAAUUAACCGUAGAAAUAGUUCAAGGAGCAAAAUAAAAGAUGCGUAAAACCUGGCACAAGGCUUUCCAUAAACGCAAAGCGUGGCAGACUGUAUCUUAUUCGGGACGUUUGGUCUACUAUAUGCAACCGAUUUUUGACCACUUUCUACGCGUCUGGAUGCAGUCGCUGCCGUUUCCAACGCUCCUUAAAGUGAUCUAUACAUCUGGAAUACUCUUUUUCAUAAUGCUGCCCCUGCUCUAUCCGGUGGCUGUUCUCGUUUUCUACUAUGCCAUCUUUCAAUAUGUUGCCGAACAGCAAUGGGAUGUGGAAUUCCCGGAGAGUUAUAAUCUCUUGAAUGCCAGCAGCGAAAUGUGGAACUUUCAGGUGACCAAUCGCAAGCAUUUGCUAUUCAUGACCAUGUAUGUGGAUCGAUAUCGAGUGAUUAUCACGGCCAUGUCAUCGGCAGUGGACUAUCUGCGAAUGGCAUUGUGUUUUGUCUUUGGCUAAAAUGAUGAUGAUGGUCUACCACCAGCACCACCACCACUAACACCACCAACACCAUCACAAGUGGUAGGUGUGUGUGUUAAAGUUUGAAAAUGAGUUUGCUUUUUGGUAACAAAUUGUGAAUAUAAAUAUAAAAAACACAAGUAAUGGG
Drosophila willistoni is the source of this 837-nucleotide messenger RNA. RefSeq lists its product as uncharacterized. The record is from RefSeq and is a predicted model, not a curated record. The coding region runs from base 243 to 689 and encodes 148 amino acids. NCBI's taxonomy places the organism in Eukaryota, Metazoa, Arthropoda, Insecta, Diptera, Drosophilidae. The transcript has 2 exons.